Messenger RNA from Scheffersomyces stipitis CBS 6054, 1431 nucleotides. It is a transcript of the gene QDR1, whose product is annotated as multidrug transporter. Gene Ontology annotation, molecular function: transmembrane transporter activity. Bases 1 to 1431 code for a protein of 476 amino acids. The transcript has a single exon. The record is from RefSeq and is a predicted model, not a curated record. Lineage: Eukaryota; Fungi; Ascomycota; Pichiomycetes; Serinales; Debaryomycetaceae. Gene Ontology annotation, biological process: transmembrane transport. Gene Ontology annotation, cellular component: membrane.
AUGGUUUUGAUCCUUAUCUUGUCGUUGGUCGGCUUUUGGAGUACAGCAUCUUCGCCCAUAUACUUUCCAGCCUUGCCUACUCUAACUGCGUAUUUCCAUACUACACCUUCAGUCAUGAACUUGUCAGUUGUGGCUUACUUGGUUUUCCAAGGGAUUGCACCCACAGUUUCUUCAAACUUGGCCGAUAACUUUGGGAGAAGACCGGUGAUCUUGGCUUGCAUCUUGAUCUUCAUCGCUGCCUGUAUUGCCAUUUCUAGAACAAAUGUCUAUUGGCUCUUGGCAGUGUUGAGAUGUGUACAAGCAGCAGGCAUAGGUCCAGUUAUUGCCAUCAGCUCAGGAGUAGCUGGUGAUGUGUGUACUAGUGCCGAUAGAGGAGGAUUCGUCGGUAUCGUAGCUGGAAUACAAUUGCUUGGAAAUGGUAUGGGUGGAAUGGUAGGAGCAGCUCUUAUAAACCAAUUCAACAGUUGGAGAGCCAUCUUUAUUUUCUUAGCUAUUGGAGCAGGAGCUACUCUAAUCUUUUCAUUUUUCUUUCUUCCAGAAACGUCAAGAAGAAUAGUAGGAAACGGUUCUAUUGUUCCCAAACACUUUAUCUCGAAGUCAGCGCUCAUCUACUUACCCCAUUUCAAGAAAAGAAUAAAUAAUGAUACGACUACUCUUGAACCUCCUACGUCUUUCGACUUCCUUAGUCCCUUCAAGAUCUUUUUCAAAAAGACGGUUUUUCUUACUUUACUUCCUGGAGGAUUACACUUCGCAGCAUGGACAGUAACUUUGACUUGCAUUUCUACUUACUUAGAACAGGAACCUUACAAUUACACCGUCUUGCAAGUUGGUUUUGUAUACCUACCACAAGGUUUAUCCUGUCUUGUGGCUUCUAUUUUAAUUGGACGAACAUUGAACUGGUACUAUCGCUACAGUUUGAAGAAAUACAACGACAAGUACCAGGAUGCAUUAUUGAAGCCUCGAUUCAACAUUUUCCGUGCCAGAAUGACCGUGUGUAUUGUUCCGGCCGUUCUCAUGAUUAUAGGGCUUGUAAUCUUUGGUUGGUGUCUACAUUAUCAUCAGCAUAUUGCCUCUAUAAUUGUAUCCUCCAUUCUUAUUGCAAUGUCGUCGUCGUCCUUUAUUGCUGCGAUGACAACAAUGCUUGUCGACAUGCAUCCCAACAAUGGCAGUGCCUCAACAAGUUGUUUGAAUCUCAUGCGUUGCUUGCAAGCAGCAUUAUUUUCAGGUGUUCUCGAAAACAUGAUAGCUUCCAUGGGAUUGGGAGGCACUUUCACUCUUUUGGCUGGCCUUUGCAUUGUGCUUGACCUUUGUUUGGUCUACGUUGUCAUUUCUGUCUCCAAGAACCUCAGAGAAACUUCUGCGCUCACUACACCAGUUGAAUCUGACAACGAAGUGGACGAGGUACCGGAGCAGAAGUCACUUCAGCCAUAG